CCAAGAGCAGCAGAGUGUGAAUUUAGUGUUGAUAUCCAUUAACGUGCAAAAAUAGUCUCCAAGUUUUUUGUAUACAUUUUCUAUUGGCCUACUCAACGUCACGUUCGUGUGUAUUUUCCUCGUCGGAUAGAUUAAUUGAUCAAGUUGGGCGGGGUCUCGAAAUGUCCCACGUGGGGACGGCUGGCUGGAGAUGUUGGCGAGAUUUCUAUUAUAGCUUACUGAAUGCCUAACGCGAUCGCUGGGUUGUAACUGGACAGUGCACAACUAUCCGCUGCAUACCGUGGAAUUAAUUUAAAAGUUUAAAGUUCCUUUAUGAAUAGAUCGAGAUUAGAACACCUGUUCGUGAUGUUCUGACAGGCAAAAGGUGGAGCAUGACUGUAUGGAUUAUUUGCAUACAGAGAGCAGUCCUCGCGAGUCUGAGUGGAGCCAGAUGUCCCAUGAAAACUACUCUGCAGGGUGGGGGGCUGCGACUGACUGGUCUCCGGGUGAGGGGAAUCCGCAGGCCCCCCUGGUGACUCUGCACCUUCUGGCCAACCCGGGCUGUGGGGGCGAAAUCCAGAGGAUGACCAGAGUGGUUCUCCAGGCCGUGGUCCCGCCCCCAACCCCUCCAACGCUGGUUUGGGUGUCGGAGUGUGAGCGGCAUCGAGAGGCUCCGCCCAUCGAGGCCACGCCCCCGGGGCUCCUCCCUCAGCCCGCCCUGGCGGUGGUGCUGUUCCUGCGGGAGGAGGAGGAGGAGGAGGGCCUGGGGGAGAACAGGGCGCUGACGUUCCUGCGAGCGCACAUGUCCCGCCCGCCAUGGCGGUACCACCACACCGAGGGCCUGGCCCCACGCCGGCGAGGGAUCCGCCCCUACCAGCCGGCGGGCCAGGACUUCUACAGUCUGGGAGGGGCGCGAGACCUGCCCCUCUGGGCAGUUCGGCAGGUGCACUACGGGCCAGAAGCAGUGCGCUACACCCGGUACUGUCGGCACGCCUCCUUCCCCCUCGCCGCCGCACUGUACGCCACCAUCCUGGGCCGGGGGCCAGCCGUAGAGCGGGAGGGGUUCGCCUGCUUCGCCCUGUUCCGCCCCCGCCCCGGGUGCGAGGUUCAGCUGGCCCUCAAGCGCCUGCCCCCCGAGGCGCACCCCUCCCGCCUGCCCUCUGCCCUCUUGGAGUUCAGGGUCGACGACCUCCAGCCCCUUCGCCUACAUCUGCCUCACCCCUGCACCCCUGUCGGCGCCCUCCGGUGGCAGACACGGGACCACGAUGGGAACAAGAUCCUGCUGCAGGUCAGAGAGCUCUCUGCUGUGGAGUGCUGGAGCAGCCCUGUUUCCCUCCACUCCUCUCUCAGCUCCUCCAGUCCAAGCUCCCUGUCAGAGGCCUUCAGAUCACACACCUGCUCUCAUGACUGUGGUCAGUGCCGGACCUGUAGGUGCCAGAAAGACAGAGCCAGUGGGUCUUUGUGGGACAGCUCGUCCUCUCUGGAGGUCCUACGUGGUGUAUCUUUUACCUCCUCUUCCUCGUUUUCCUCUGGUUCCCUGGGUUCCCCCUCCUCCAGUUCUGUCUCCCCCCACUUGGAGAAUAACCUUCACCCACUCCCCCCAUGCUCCUAUAAGGCUGCCCCCCAGUCGGGCUGCCUCCCCCAGGGUCACCAGAAACUGUCCAGUCCCAGGCUUCAGAAAGGCCAUAGCGCAUUCAGAAGGGUGUUACCCUCGGCAACCAGCUUCCAGCCUAUCCAGGAGCAGAGGGCAGCGUCCCCUUGUCUGUCGCCUGGCUACCACUCAGAUGAAUUCUACAUUUAACCAAGAGUGGGGGUUGGAAAAAGUGCAAGAAAAAGCAAACUGUAUUCUACAGAAUGGAAGAACAUGGGACACUUUCUGACAAAGUAAUCUUUACGGCAGUUACCUAACAUCACAGGCUUGUGGUACUCUGCAAGUAUAUAAUUUGUCCAUUGUGGUUCAUAUGCCCUCACAUACUGUGGUGAGUUUGACAGAGUGAAAUGACAGUUAGUCAUUUUCUACAAUAGUAUUAAAAAUAGUGUAGGUAGCCAAAAUGCAAUAUUGCUAUUAGUCGCUAUUAGUAAUAUUGCUAUUGUUGUGAAAAUGAAAGUAAAACAGGGCGGUGGAAUACAGUACCUCCUCAAAGUGCGUAUUCCAUAUAUACAUCUUUUCUAACUUUAGAGCUGCAGAGCAAAUAUGGAUUCAUUUUUCCACUUGAAUGUUCUAUUGCUGGAGUACAAAUGGCAGGAACAGAAGAAUGCCUCAUGAGGUCAAACAACACUUAAUAAAAUGUGUGGCUCGUGAAAGGUGCUUUUUGCUGGUUUACCUAAUAUUGAAGGGAAAACAUUCUAUAGCACGUGCCUGCCACACUUUUGGCUGCCCCCCCACCCCCACCCCCCCCCCCCCACACACACACACCCACCCAAAAGAUUCAAGUAGAUAUCUGUAGUUAUAUGUCACUACUCAACAGUCUGAACUUUACUAUCCUAUAGAUUUAUAUGGCCUGUAUAAAAACAAUACUGCUUAAAAGAAAACUACGACCAUAUUUCUUUGAACCAACACCCUCAAUUCCUGAAAUGAAAGCAUCCUGUAUGAGCUGAGUGCGGGGCCCAUUAUAUAAUUGUUUACUACCCCCUGAUGGUCAUUUAGUGGUAUUACUAAGUAAAUCUAAAUGUGGUAUGGAUGGGUUAGGGAACGAUAAACACCAUAGAAGUAAAAGCACUUUCAGCAUUACCUCCAAGCUCUUUGAGUCAUUUUAGAGUUUUAGGAAGCAGACUGUGGCACAUGCCUAAAACUGAUAUGCCCCCGAGAUGAUUUUUAAUUUUUUACUACCAAUUUAUAUGUACUGAAUUUGAAAGGAGUACAUACUCCUAGCCACAUAAAUACACAUGAACAGCUACAGUACACAUACAGUAAAUGUUUUUAUUAACAUUGCAGUAACAAUAAUCAGGAUUAUUGACUGCUAACAAAACACAAUCUCCCAAAACACUUUACUCAUAUUCAGGGAUGGUGACUGGGGCAAGUAUAUGCAAACACAGCGGGUUUUGUCCCUUUUGAGCUAGUAGUUUCUUCUACAGAUAAUGCAGUGCAGUAAACAUUCUGAGAGUUUCUUUUCUUAGCUUGAUGGCAUCACUGAUUAACUUCCUCAAAAUAUAAUCCGCUCAGGAAGCUUCUUUUCACGUGUAAUAUCCUGUUUGUUUCAUUGUUUUUAAACUGAACUAUUCUGAAAAUGUGAUACCUAUUUAUACUUUUCAUAUUAAUAUGCUAUAGGUUUUGGUUAAGUACCACCAGACCACUGUUACGAGUUCAGCCUGUUAUCGCUGGUGGAUAUGUGAGCUCUUCUGUUUGUCCCUGCAUAAAGGCAGGACCAGAACUAAGACAGAAUGCAAAUGUUGGCUACUCUUGCCAGGAAGCCACAAGUAGACAGGGAACUGUACUAAAAUCAGGCUGUUUAGUACUGUGUUGAUAUGCUGUGCAGUGUACUGCAUUCUUUGUGUCUUACAUCUGUAUAUUUUAUGUUGUCAGGGACUUUAGACAUCUUUAAAAAGUCAGAAAUAAUGACGUGGAGCACAUGGUUACUGCAAAGAACACAAAACGGCUGAGAAAGAAAAUUUUGGAAAAUGGCUCCAGUGCCAUACUUAUUAGGUGCUUGUACAAAUGGCUGGGAAGAAAGCGGACACAGCUGUGGCUAAGCUGGAACAUCCACUAUAACUAACUGGCCUUUUCAUGAGUAAUUCUCCUCUGUUUGGAAUCUACAACUGCGCAUCUGCACCCAUACAAGAACUGCAACUGAAGAAGAAUGUACAUUCAUCCAAUGCACUUGCCCACAACCAAGUAACUACUUGGCACACAACAGACCACACGCUACAACAGGAGAGUUAGCGGCAGUUAGAAGAUAGGGUAUCUCCCGUGAACAACAGCUAGUAGCUUGUCUGUGCCUGGUGUGCAACAGCUAAUGCAGCAGUAACCCUGGUUGACUUCCUACCCCUAUUUGGGUAAAAGCCGAUGUGUCCUGCCAUAGAGGUCAACUUGUGUCACAGCCCAGACCUGAAUAAGUGAAAUCAAGGUGAAAGAGCCCAGCCUUCACUUAUGACAUGCAAUAUUGCCACCUCAGCCUCCUAUAUGCAAACAUUCUUGGAUAACAUGUACAUGUGCGCUCUAAGGCACAUUCUGCCUGGCCUGAAAGAGAAGAAUGGCAGGUAUGGCAGGUGCUUUGUUUGUUUUUUCCGUCCACAUGACUACCAACAACUUAGCUGCUGUGCCAAGCUGAGAUCCCUCUGACCUUUGAACUUGAGCGGAAACUCAUAAGGGUUUUAAAGGGUAAGCACCUGUUGGCCUGCUCACUGGCAUAGCAUGC
Messenger RNA from Anguilla rostrata (American eel), 4334 nucleotides. RefSeq names its product protein FAM124A-like. The record is from RefSeq and is a predicted model, not a curated record. The transcript is spliced from 4 exons. The coding region runs from base 380 to 1780 and encodes 466 amino acids. Lineage: Eukaryota; Metazoa; Chordata; Actinopteri; Anguilliformes; Anguillidae.